AUGGGAUGGCUGCUCUCUCCCAGGAUCUGCUUCCUCCUUCUUUUCCUUGCCCCGCUCACUGCCAUUGCAACCUCAGAUGCUGAGAAGACCCCACACUACUGGAACGAAGGGGCCAGGAGGAGGCUGGAAGCUGCCCUGGCCUUGCAGCCAGUGGCACAGCGAGCCAAAAACAUCAUCCUCUUCAUGGGUGAUGGCAUGGGGCUGCCCACGGUGUCAGCAGCCCGGAUCUACAAGGGGCAACUGGCCGGCAGCUCGGGGGGCACAGUGCUGCCCACAGCCCCACUGACCCCAGCUUGCCCACAGACCUACACCAUCGACCGGCAGGUGCCCGACAGCGCUGGCACAGGCACGGCCUACCUGUGUGGGGUGAAGGCCAAUGCCAAGACGCUGGGGCUGAGCGGGGCGGCCGUCUACGGCAAAUGCCGCACAGCAUUCGGCAACGAAGUGGACUCCGUCCUGCACCGGGCCCGGCUGGCAGGUAAGUCGGUGGGCAUCGUGACCACCACGCGGGUGCAACACGCAUCCCCUGCUGCUGCCUAUGCACACUCGGCCAGCCGCAGCUGGUACGCCGAUGCCAACAUGCCUCGGGAGGCCCUGCGGGACGGCUGCAAGGACAUCGCCUACCAGCUGGUGCACAACACCGACAUCAACGUGAUCCUGGGUGGCGGGAGGACCUACAUGUCCCCCAGGUGGACCCCAGAUCCUGAGUACCCAGACGACCCGGCGCAGAAUGGCACCAGGAGGGACGGGCGGGACCUGGUGGCCAAAUGGCUCAGCACCAGGGAGGGCGCGCGCUACGUCUGGGACAAGAAGGGCCUGGAUGCGGUUGAUGACACCUCUGUGAGCCAUCUCAUGGGCCUCUUCGAGCCCAAGGACAUGAGGUACGAGCUGAACCGCAACGCCACCACGGACCCCUCCAUCGUGGAAAUGACGGAGAAAGCCAUCCGCAUCCUGCGCAGGAACCCCAACGGCUUCUUCCUCUUUGUGGAAGAUGAGUGCAAGGCCCUGGCUGUGACAUGGGUCAUGGCAGCCAGGUGGGAACAAGGUGGUGACGGCCCCAUUCCCUGUGCAGGUGGAAGGAUUGACCACGGGCACCACAGCGGCCGGGCCAAGCAGGCGCUGACGGAGGCCAUCAUGCUGGACCGGGCAGUGGCACGGGCAGGCGAACUGACGGAGCCCUCUGACACGCUGACCGUGGUGACAGCCGACCACUCACAUGUCUUCACCUUCGGGGGCAACACGCUGCGAGGAGCCUCCAUCUUCGGGCUGGCUCCUAAGAAAGCAAAGGACAAGCGAGCCUAUACCAGCAUCCUCUAUGGCAAUGGGCCGGGAUACAGCAUCCGUGAUGGGGGCCGCCCAGCUGCCAGCCUUCCAGCUGUGGAGGACAAGGACUACAGGCAGCAGGCGGCCGUCCCCCUUGACUUGGAGACCCACAGCGGGGAGGACGUGAUGGUGCUCGCUCAGGGCCCCAUGGCCCAUCUCUUCCACGGGGUGCAGGAGCAGCACUACAUUGCCCAUGCCAUUGCUUAUGCUGCGUGCCUCAAGCCUUAUGAUGCCAGACCCCGCUGUGCUGCACCCCGUAGGGCCUCUGGCAGCACCCAACACUCCCCUUGGCCCUCACUCUCUCUCCUGGCCCUCUGCAUGUCUGCCUUCAUGGUGGUGGGCUGAGAGACCCCACUGAGCCCUGCUUCAGCCCCCUGUUGUGGGCAGGAUCACAGGAUGCAAUAAAAUGUGGGAUGUCUGGCUUUGUGUGCCAUGAAAGGGUUUGUAGCAGCAGUUGUGCCUUAGUUUCCCCGGGUUGUGACUUCUAACUGGAGCCUGCACUGGGGUGAAGCAGGAGAAGAGAUAAUGGUGAGGGGUGGCCAUGUACCCACAGCUCCAUCCCUGGGUUACUGGGAGCCCACGGUACAGAGGAGUUCGCACAGCUUUGAGGUGCUGUGCACAGCCUGGUACAAGGGCUGGUCCUGACAUUUAGUCCCCAUCAGUGCCUUUAUCACUCCAGGAAGUGCUGGGUGGAGCCAUCAGGAGCACCCCAAGUCCCUCCUUCUGCACCCCGUGUUCCCUCCCCUCCACAGCACCCAGCAAUAAGGUGGCAAUGAGGUGCCAACAGCCCAGCCCCAUGGCCUUUGAGCCGAUGGCCCGACAGGAUGCCACGCCAUCUGUGAAAUGCCAAACCCCUCAAGGGCAGAUC
This is a messenger RNA of Phasianus colchicus (ring-necked pheasant), 2191 nucleotides long. The record is from RefSeq and is a predicted model, not a curated record. Lineage: Eukaryota; Metazoa; Chordata; Aves; Galliformes; Phasianidae.